This is a messenger RNA of Periophthalmus magnuspinnatus, 2161 nucleotides long. Its product is annotated as retinal guanylyl cyclase 2-like. The transcript is spliced from 15 exons. Lineage: Eukaryota; Metazoa; Chordata; Actinopteri; Gobiiformes; Gobiidae. The record is from RefSeq and is a predicted model, not a curated record. Gene Ontology annotation, biological process: protein phosphorylation; receptor guanylyl cyclase signaling pathway; cGMP biosynthetic process. Gene Ontology annotation, molecular function: peptide receptor activity; protein kinase activity; guanylate cyclase activity. The annotation marks the transcript as partial.
AUGUCAGCUGCAAAGGAUCAGUUCACCCAUCGCUACCCCCCGUCUGGGUGGACUAUGCUGUUGUUUGGAGCAUGUCUGAUGCUGCUGUUCCCGGGGCUGUGGGCGGCGACCUUUAAGCUGGCUCUGAUUGGCCCUUGGUCAUGUGACCCGAUGUACUCGCGUGCCAUGGUGUCAACGGCGGUGAAUCUGGCGUUGUCACGGUUACGCAGAGACACAGGACUCAGCUACUGGUUUGACGUGACGGUGCUGGACGAGAGCUGCUCUGCCUCCAAAGCGCUGACGGAGCUGUCUGAGAUGGAGGGUUAUGGCCACGCCUACAUUGGCCCCUUUAAUCCAUCUCUGUGCCACGCUGCGUCCUUAUUGGCUGAGCAUUGGGAGGUGGGACUGGCCUCACCUGGGUGUCUGGAUGAUGAUUGGCCAAACCUUCCCCCGCUGACUCCGCCCACUAAGGUUCUGUUCACAGUUUUACGUCACUUUGGCUGGGCGCACGUUGGCAUCAUCACAGCUCCCUCAGAGCUGUGGAUGGGCACUGGGGAGGAGUUGGCGUCAGGCCUCCGGGCUUUGGGUUUACCCGUCGCACCGGUCGUAUCCAUGGAUACAACAGGUCAACCGCAAGACGCGCUGAGGGCCAUCAGAGAGACGGACCAAGUCAAAGUGGUUAUCCUGUGCAUGAGCUCACUGCUGAUUGGAGGAGAAGACCAGAAAGAGCUCCUAUUGGCUGCUCUGGACAUGGGCAUGAUCUCAGAUGGAUAUGUUUUCAUCCCGUAUGAUGCGCUGCUGUAUGCCCUACCCUACCAGGGAGUGUCAUAUGCUCAGCUGACCAACAGCACCCGCCUCCGUCAUGCCUACAGCGCAGUCCUGACCGUAACCAUGGCGUCGGACCAGAGUUUCUAUGAAGUAUUCAGGGACGCACAAAUAAACCGAGAAAUAAGAACAUCUGUCUCUCCGACUGAGGUCUCUCCUCUCUUUGGCUCAAUCUAUAACAUGGUGCACUAUGUGGCAAACGCAGUGGAGGAGCGACGCAAAGCUGGAGGCGGGCGCUGGGUCAAAGGGAACUCUAUCGUCCAAUCAGAAGGAGGCUUUUCCUUCCAGGGAUUCAACCAGCUGUUGUACGGGGGCCGGUCUGGACUCGGUCUUCAGGCCCGAUUCCUGGUUCUGGACUCUGACGAGGAUCGAUUUGUGCCAACACACAGCCUGGAAGCGGCGCACACAGACGGUCAGAUCGGAGGACUCAGAGAAAUGUCAUAUUCCUUCACUUUCCCCGGAGGAAAACCAGGCAGCGCCGCGUUUUGCUGGUUCAGCCCAGACUACGCCUGCAGCCCAGGACUGGACUCGGCCUCAGCGUUCUUUCUGCUCCUGGUUAUCUGCGCUGUGACUGGAGGAUUUCUUGUUUGGUUUAAGAAGUACCGCCGAGCGUCCCGAGCCUCGAAACUGGUCUACAGCCUGAACGACAUCGUCUUCAUCGACACGCAGAUCUCCAAGAAGAAACUGAACGAUGAGUCUAUAAUGAAGAGUCUGGUGGACAUGAAAACGCCGCUCAGGUCCAUCGCUCGUAGCUACAUCCUGUGCACUCCGGAGAGCUCCAACGUGGGAAUGCUAGAGGGUGACUGUGUUUGGCUGAAGAAGAUUCCGGUGGGAAAAGGCCUGACAGCGAUAAACUCAAGCACCCGAAACCUGUUCAGUCAGCUGAGGGAGAUGCGUCAUGAGAACCUGAACUUGUACCUGGGCCUGUUCCUGGACUCUGAGAUGUUUGCGUUGGUGGUGGAGCACUGUCCCAGAGGAAGUUUGGCGGAUUUACUCGCAGACAGUGACAUGAGACUGGACUGGAUGUUCAAGUCCUCUCUACUCAUCGACCUCAUCAAGGGGAUGAAGUACUUGCACCUGCGCGGCCUGAGCCACGGGCGGCUGAAGUCCACAAACUGCCUGGUCGACGGCCGCUUCGUUCUAAAAAUCACUGAUUAUGGACUUCCCAUGAUCCUUCACUCUCAGGGUCUACCUGUUACAGAAGACUAUCAGGGCCUUUUGUGGACUGCCCCUGAGUUGCUGAGGAAUCCCGUCAGAGGGGGCUCUUAUGCUGGGGAUGUUUUCAGCUUCAGCAUCAUCAUUCAGGAAGUCAUCACCCGGACGCUUCCCUACGCCAUGAUGGACAUGCCAGCACAUG